AUGGACAAAUUCGACGACAAGAUUGACAAUUCUGAGAUAAUCCUUCUGAACUCCAAAAUCGCGUUUGUGAGCCAGCCCAUCCUCCCACUACAGAUGUUCUAUAAGCUCAAGGAGCAAAAGCAUUGGUCGAAGGUCAAAUAUCUCGUCAAGUACUACCAUCUAGAAGAAAAGCGGGUUUCCAAAACGCGCCUACCCUUGUCGGACCUAAUCCGAACUGUCUCUGAGGCGCAGCGAGAGGCAGAUGCAAGUGACCCAUCUGAGGUCCACACUGUGUUGCAUUGGGAAGUUGACUCUGAAAAAUUCAAGCAGACCCUCGGGCCCCGUCUAGGUGGUAACGAGCGUCAAGUUUCGUCUACUGAGAAGGAGAGCGUAAAAGGCCCUCACAAUACCUAG
Messenger RNA from Aspergillus alliaceus, 393 nucleotides. RefSeq lists its product as uncharacterized. The transcript has 4 exons. Bases 1 to 393 code for a protein of 130 amino acids. The record is from RefSeq and is a predicted model, not a curated record. Lineage: Eukaryota; Fungi; Ascomycota; Eurotiomycetes; Eurotiales; Aspergillaceae.